AUGCCUUGCCUGUGGGAUCCUUCCACUGAGGACCUUUUUCCAGUGGCUUUCACAGAGAGGGAGUCUGACGCAGACAAGAACAGGCGAGACUCAUGGGUUACGAAGGUGCCUGAAGAGGGAGAUGAUUUGGAGGAGUUUGAGGAGUCUGACGAGUGUCAGUGGUUCGAUGACGGAGUUGGUGGCGUUGCCCAGGCAUCUACACAGCACUUGUUGCUCACGACCGAUUCCAAGAAUGAUUCAGAGGCACAGGAAAGGUUGCUCAUGACUGACUCCGAGGAGAAUCUGGAGGUGGCGACGCCACAGAUGUUCGACAUCAGCAGUGAUUUGGACGGCGAGUCCGAGGCGGCGAAGCCGCAGAUGUUCGACAUCAACAGUGAUUUGGACGGCGAGUCCGAGGAGCCGGUUUUGCCGGAGAUGCCCUUCGCUCCCCCUGAGGGGGAUUACGGCGACGACAGUGAGACGACGGAGCACCUAGAGCAGUUCAGACACGAGCAGGGCAGGGAUACAUUGGUAUCUACUUCUGGCUCCAGUGGAUCUUCGUAUCAGGAGCCGGUUUUGCCGGAGAUGCCCUUCGCUCCCCCUGAGGGGGAUUACGGCGACGACAGUGAGACGACGGAGCACCUAGAGCAGUUCAGACACGAGCAGGGCAGGGAUACAUUGGUAUCGGCUUCUGGCUCCAAUGGAUCUUCGUAUCAGGUACGAAAGCCAUGUGUAUGGAUUCACGGCAUUCCAUUUGAAGCGAAGACCGAGGACUUUGACACUGGGUGGGAGUACCUCUAUGACGGUCUGGUUUGCCCUGAGGCAGAGACAAUCACGAAAGUUCAGGAAGCAAGGCAUGAUGCAAGGCUGGCCGAGGACACUCUCUGUCCUCAGAUAUUUCUUCAUCUCCUCGGCUUCCUACCUGUGACCGAAGUGUUAGAGUACAACCUUCAAGCAGUGUCACGCAACUUUUCGAGUCGCGAGGUUUGGAUGACCCACUUGUUCAACUUGAUGGAUUUCGAUUCAUUCCAGCCUGUCAUUGGUAUUCCGACGGCCCCGGUGUGGCAUCCAAUUGAAGAGUUGUCGGCGUAUUUCAGCUUUGUAGCUUCGCAAGACGAGUCUUUGUCCAUCACAGAGAAACUGGUUUCUCCUCCUGUAGCGCAAUUUCGCGCCGAAGCUUCAGAAGGCUUCCAAGGCUGCUACCACGCCUUAUUCGGCCCAUGGGCUAAGAAACUCCAAGGCAAGUAUCUUGCCCAUGUCGACUUGGUGGUCAGGAAGGGGGACGCUCGUUUCUUAGGAGACGGUUGAGUCGGGACGCAGGCAGUUUUUGCCACCAGCUCGACCUUUGUGUGAUAGGGUUUCGUUGUCGAUGUAGAUAUGGGGAUUUGCAUUGCCUGGUCAGACUACCAAAAGGUAGCAAAGCCUGACUCACCUAACAAGUCUGCCUCCAAAUUGCUUGACGGCACGCGCAGACUUUUGUAGACCAGCAAACCACUGAAUGUGAUGAUGCCUGCCCCAACGCGACAAAUGUGGGCCCAAAA
Messenger RNA from Cladocopium goreaui, 1520 nucleotides. NCBI's taxonomy places the organism in Eukaryota, Dinophyceae, Suessiales, Symbiodiniaceae. The record is from the annotation of a GenBank genome assembly.